Messenger RNA from Schistosoma turkestanicum, 4474 nucleotides. The record is from the annotation of a GenBank genome assembly. Lineage: Eukaryota; Metazoa; Platyhelminthes; Trematoda; Strigeidida; Schistosomatidae.
AUGCCACCUGAAUCCUCAAAGCUCGAUGAAAAUACUCUCGCUAAGUUGGAGUCAAGCAAUUGGCAAGAGCGUAAAGAAGUUUUGGAGGUAAUCAGUAACCAGCUAAAAUGUUCUACAUUAGCUGAUACGAUCUGUGGUCUUGUGACAAAAGCACUAUGUCAAGUAAUUACAUCUGAUAAACAUUCAAUGCUGGUAAUUCGUGCAGCUGUUGUCUUAUCUGAAGUAGCUGAAUCAAUGAAAAAUGGUUUUGUUGUUCAUUCAGAACGGGCUUUAACUGCAUGUCUAUUGAAGUUUAAAGAUACUAAGGCUAAUUUAUCACAAGCUUUACGUUUGGCCACAACUGCCAUUGUGGAUACAAUGCCUUUUGAUUUGGCUUUAGUACAACUCCAAACAGCGUUAAAUAAUACUCCAGUGGCAAAAACACAGACUGAAGCUUUACGUUUGCUCGCCCAUUUAUUUUGUAAAAGUAAUCUAAGACAAGAACUUCAACUUUCACAACGUUUGAAAAUUUCAAAACCUUUUUUGACUAAUGUUGCUAAAUUUUCUCAGCACAAAACUCCAGAAUGUCGUGAUGCGUGUUUUCAAGUGUUUGCUGCAAAUCGCAUUUUUUUAAACUUGAACAGUAAACAAUUCAAUGAUAUUAUUGAUAACAUGUUAGACGAAUCACGACGUGUCAAAGUAGAUGCUGCUUUCGCACAGUUAAAUGAAGGUAUAUUACGAGAUAAUAUAGCCAACACUAACUCUGAUUCACCAAAGUUGAUCACGAAAUCUAAAUCUAAAGGUUCACAUUUUCAACAGCAACAACAACAACAACUAGUCAACGAUUUUGAUUUUCCUGUUACCCCCAUCAGAGCAUCACCCAGUAUCUCAAAUAAACCUGGUAAAACUGGAAAACAGGCAUUACAUAAAAUUUUGAAAAGCCCUACACGAAAUCAUAUAUCAUCUAGUACCCCAUUUUCAACAAAUCAAAAGCCUGCAUUACAUGAUGUUAAACAAAAUGUUAAAAUAUCAGCUUCAAAAUUGGGUCCAUCGAAAAUCCCUUCUUCAAUCAAACGUGAAGGAUUAAAACAACCUCCUGGGAGGGGCAAAACAAAAGUCGGAAAUCAAAACGGUACCAAGCCAAAAGUUGAUAGUUUCCAACCCCAAGAUUUGAAUUUAUCUCCAAAUCAUUUACGGAAUAAGCUUUCUGAAACAUAUUUUGUAAAUUUACCAUUAGAACAACUUACUGAUACAUCUUGGAAGAUUCGUUUACAAAUUACUGAACGUAUCAAUGCUAUUAUUGAUUCUACGCCUCCAGAAUACCCUGAUAUUCAUUACUUAUCUCAAUAUAUUCUACAUUGUGGUACAGUGAAAGAUACUAAUUUUCGUGUCCGUUGCGAAAUCCUAAACAUCCUGUCGAAAUUAUUAUCACGAAAUCAAUCUCAAAAUUGGAUUCCUACAAAUUUAAUGGUAUCGCUUUGUGAUCAGUUAUUUGCUACAAUUGGAGAUUCUAAAUCCGGUCCUUUAGUUGAACAAACUCUUCGACAUUUAAUGAAUGUUAUUGGCUUCCCAAAAAUCGUUGAAUGCAUUUAUACUGGUUUGAAAAAACACGUUUCUCCUACAAUUCAUUCUUCACUUAUAAAAUGGUUAUCUUCCUCCGUAAAAUCGUUAAAUUCCAAUUUUGAUCACCAACUACCUAUAGAAAUUGUGAAAUUUGGACUUGCCUCUCCUUCACCUGAUGUACGUGGUUCUGCAAUUGAACUAGCUGGUGCACUUUACGCUUGUUUGCAUUCUACUAUCAAUAUUCGUUCAUUUUUCUCAUCUGAAAAGCCAGCAAUACUACAACGUCUCGAAGCAGAGUUUGCAAAUAUUGAUAAAAAUACUGUUUCACCUUCGGAUUCUAAAAAUAAUAGUUCAACAUGCUAUGAAUUAGAAGCGUUAACACCAGCUGCUGUUGAAGCAUGGUCUGUUAAAGAAAGAAGAAUGACAGCUUUGAUAGGACCAAUUUCACCAUUACAAAGGCUUACUAAUGCUGAGGGUGUUUUGGAAUUUUCCGAUUCAGAUGAAAGUCCAAUUGCAGAACGUAGUUCAGUGCCAUACAAGAAAGGUUUCAUUGAAGCAGUAACAAAACAACCGACACAACAAGAAAAUGUAGAUUGUGUUGUCGGUAAAACAACUUAUGUGACUAGUUCCAAUAUUUCUGAUACUAUUUUCUUUGUUGAAUCCAAUGAUGAAACAAGUUUACUACAAACUAAAGAAAUACGCUUGGAAAAUUUAAAAAAGCACAAAAUGAUCAGUAAGGAUGAAUUGCAACAUUUGUUUGAUGAAUCACAUAUUCAUCCUAAUCUAAAGAAACAUUUAUUCUCUACAUCAUAUGAAAGUCAUCUUGAAGCAUUGGAUAGAUUAAUUUCUUCAUUGAAUCGUAAAGAUACCAAUACAAUACCAUCACCAUUAAUUGUUACCUAUGCUCAUUUUGAUUUAAUUUUAAUGUGGAUUGAAGAAUAUUGUUUUGGAUAUUGGUUGAAAGGUGAUUUUCAACAAUCGGAAUAUAAUGAUUGUAAAACUGUUUUAGGUCGUGCUUUCGAUUAUUUGACCGCUGUAAUUUCGUUAUUUGCUCAGAAUGAUUUGAGAUUAAGUGAACAAGAAGUGAAUAUUAUUCUUAUUCCAUUAUUAAAUUGUCAACUUCAAUCAGUAACUGUCUAUAAAGAUUCAGUGAUUUAUCGUAAUGCAUCGGAUUCCAUACAUCUUAUCCGUCAAGUUUAUCCUCCUAGUUUAUUGAUGGACAUACUUGUUAAGUAUAUGCAUCAGUGUAGUACUGCGAAAAUGCGCCAAAUUUGUCUUGAAGAAUUACUCAGUCUGAUACCGCGCUCCGUCGAUCCAAGAGGAUUUACUUCAGAACUCUGCUUAAAACUAAUUGCUCAACAACUUGCUGACUCUGAUUCUGGUGUGAAGAAGUCUGCAUUAAAUUGUUUAUGUGUAGCUUAUAAAUCUUUAGGACCCCUAUUUUGGCAGCAUGUUGGUAACCUUCCAGAAAAGGAUAAAAGAUUACUUGAACAAUAUCUGUCAUCAUCUAAUACUGACCUAACUUCAGCUGUUUCAAAUCACGUUGAUGAGUUUUCAAUAAAAACACCUUUUCAGUUUUCUACAGCAAGAGAUACUUCAAUAAUAACUGCACCUUAUACAGGAGAGUAUAGUCGUACUAAACGACCUGAAAGCCCACCACCACUUCACUUGUCUCCAGCCGCACCUUCUCUUCUAUUACCAUUAAUUACUGCACGUGACAAUCCAUCCUUAAGUGAAUCAGACAGAAUAGCAGCUUCAAAUCAACUUACUGUAGCUUUAUCUUGUUUAGUUGACCAGUUAGGAGGUUUUGUGUUGGACGAUAAUGUGCAAGAUGAAAAUCGUAUACCACCAACUGACAACUACCAGGUCUACACUGAUGAAAACGAAGAUGAUCGAUCGGGUUUCAAUAACAUCGUCCUUGGGGCUCUUAUCGACUUGGAAGUAUUGAUUCAGGAUCCACGAACAUGUAAUCUACUUCCACCCUUUAUGCCACAAAUUAUCACUCAGCUGACGUUACUUUGUAACCGUUUGUACAAAAGUGAAUCUAACGCAGGUCAAGCGAUUUUCAUGGAUUGUCUAGGCGGUGAAUUAAUAUGUAUUUUUACACAACCUUUCCUCUAUCGUGAGGUUAAGGCUGAUGAUUUAAAAUAUUUAUUGGGUGGUCUAAUACAACUUGCUGAACGAUUACAACUAAAUCGUAACACUCCUUUCAUGUUAACGAAUCCUCGUAUUAUAACUAUAAUGAAAUUAGUUCGAUAUAUCUAUACUGCUGUUGAUCCCUCUAUUGGAUUGAGUGUUCUUCUACGUUUGGUUCAUAUUUGUUGUUUUGGUUGUGAUAUAUUAUGUCAUCAGACCAGAUAUGAAGGUCAGAACAUUUACCCUUCUGAUCCCAUGCAUCGUAUGGAUGAACCUUUCCCUUCAGAUAUGAAGUCGGUUUCGUUCUCCAAAGUUGCAAAUCUUUCACUUGCUCAACUUGCUUGUCGAAGUUCUGAAAUUAGAAAUUAUAUAAAUAAAAUUGAUUGGGCCUUAAUCCUUCCCUUGUUGGAAUCAUUUCUUCCUAAUUCUUCUCAUGAAACAAAACCAAUAAAAAUUAAAAGUCAUCAAGCUAUUCGUAUGGAAAUUUUGCAAAAAACUGUAAAAGUCAUUCAAUGCAUACUGAUUGAAAGUUAUGGUUGUAUUGGUCCGAAACUUAUAGACGAAAUUGAGAAAUAUAAAGAUCAGUGUCCAUCAUUGUUGCAUAUAAUGUACACAUUGAAAUCGGUUAUGCAUGAUGUGCCUUAUCCACAUUGUCAUAUUAGAUCAGAUAAGCAUGCUUCAAUAAGUUCAAUUUUAUACGAAACAAAUGAUAAAUAACAUUUUAUACGUGUAAACUGUAUAUAUAACACUUUCUAUGAUUUGUUUACAUUAAAUAUUUUGAUCUGUUUAUUUUCUU